Molecule: messenger RNA, 970 nt
Organism: Topomyia yanbarensis
Lineage: Eukaryota; Metazoa; Arthropoda; Insecta; Diptera; Culicidae
Product: NFU1 iron-sulfur cluster scaffold homolog, mitochondrial-like
Exons: 2
Coding region: 121-912 (263 amino acids)
Biological process (GO): iron-sulfur cluster assembly
Cellular component (GO): mitochondrion
Molecular function (GO): iron ion binding; iron-sulfur cluster binding
Source: RefSeq, a predicted model, not a curated record
ACAGAUCCAGGUGAAAAACAUUCAGUCGAGCUAUUAGAAAUUGGCAAGAUUUUUUCAAAGUUUGUGUUAUUUUAAGGAUUACUAUUGUGCUGUUUAAAGGUACAACGCAAUACUGAAAAUAUGUACAGAAAAGCUAUACGAAGCACGUCCUAUUUGCGACCUAUUGUGACCGGGACCUCGCAAAUUAUGACUAAAAUUUCACAAAAACACUUCGCUUCUCUCGGAAAACCGGAGCCGCUGUUGUGCCCAUUGAGCACGAUGAACCGGCUCCCGAUUCGAACAAUGUUUAUCCAGACACAGGACACCCCAAAUCCAGACAGUCUCAAGUUUCUCCCUGGUGUACCGGUACUCGAGAAAGGCCAAACAAUGGAUUUCCCAACACCUGCUGCUGCCAUGUGUAGCCCCCUGGGUAAAUUACUAUUCCGAAUCGAAGGUGUCCGGUCGGUUUUCUUCGGACCUGACUUUGUUACCAUUUCCAAGCACGAGGAUGCCGAGUGGCGUUUGAUAAAGCCAGAGGUGUUCGCCGUCGUGAUGGACUUUUUCGCUUCCGGGUUACCGGUGGUGACUGAUGCGAAGCCCACCGGAGACACACAGAUCAACGAGGAUGACGACGAGACGGUGCAAAUGAUCAAGGAGCUGUUGGAUACGAGGAUUCGCCCGACGGUACAGGAAGAUGGAGGGGAUAUUAUAUUUAUGGGUUUCGACGAUGGGGUUGUGAAGCUGAAGAUGCAAGGCUCCUGCUCAUCCUGUCCCAGCUCGAUCGUGACGCUGAAGAACGGGGUGCAGAAUAUGCUGCAGUUCUAUAUACCGGAGGUGGUUUCUGUGGAGCAGGUGACUGAUCAGGUGGAUGAGGUGACCGAGAAAGAGUUUGAAAAGUUUGAGACCAAAAUACAGCAGAAGGAGGACAAAUAACUGAUUUAAUUGUAGACCUUUGAUUACUAAAAUAAUUUGAAUAUAUCUUAACCAAAAA